UUCAUCGAAUUGCCUCCGCCCCGCCGGGAAAUCCUAACCAGAUCCCAAUUAGGGCGCGCGGCGGAGAGGGGCCCCAGAUUACCUAGAUUAAAAAGACCAGGAAGUGAAGCCACGGUUUGACCCAAGUGUCAUGAGAUGACUUUGGCAAGCUGGUCGGCCUCUCACGGCGCGGCGUGACCGCCUGAACCAGCCCUGAGCCCUCCAAUGUAACUCAGCCGCCCGUCAGCCAUCGCCAGCACUGCUUCCUCUGCCACGUCCCUCUCGAGCGCCUCUACCCACAUGACUACGACUGUACCAUAUGCGCACCACACGAAGAGGAAGGCCGAGGAUGGUUCAAGCUGAUCGGUGAGGGUCGGCAUCAGCGCUGUGAGAGAGGCCACCGACCCCCGGCAGGACGGCAAACAAGGCAGGCAGAUGUGCCAGCCCGGCCUGCGGCAGGUGCGGACAGCAGACGACACUGUUCGAGUCUCAGAAAUAUUCACGUUUUAGUGAACAUCGGGAACAGGAGUGUGGCGAGACGGGAAAUAUGCGUCUCGUUUAUUUCCUCAGUUGUGUGAGUUUUUAAAGCAGCAAAAGGUGACACUAAUAACAUUUUAUUAUAUAAAGGGAAAAUACAUGAAAACAUAAACGAAAGUUGCGAUGAAUAUCCACUACAUAACUGAAGUUUUGUAUCCACUAUGAUUGUUUUUCUUAAAACGUUUUCAAUAAGUCUCAUUUAAUGAUUAUCUAAAAAAAACUAAUUUGUGAAGCUAGCAAACAACAGAAAAGGAUUGACUUGGUGAUGAUGUGACCUGAUUACUUAAGAAUCAAAGAAGACUGGCCCUUAAACUUAAAUACUGGACACAACAAAGUGAAAAAGGCAAUUAAUAUCCGGAAUAAUAUCGGAGGAUCGUUGUCCUGUGCCUCGAAAAGCGGUGUACUGAUGCCAGAACAGCCGCAGUGUGGCACACGAGUCGAGGCUUUUUGUUGGUGUAGUAAAUCAAGAUAGAAAUAUUAAUUGUUAGAGCUCAAGGCGUUUGAAAUUAUAAGAGGAAAAGUGUUGAAACAGAAAGGCUCUGAUCCCGCCAUCAGGAUGCGUACGCUUAAGUUUUUUACGAUGAAACAGACACGCCGGAAUUACGUUAUUUAACUGGAAAUUGGAAAAUGUAUAUCAGCAGCGAAAUUGAAUGCCUAAAACUCUAUUUUAAUGCAAUAAAAUACACACAAACGUGAACUCUGAAAUGCAUUUGUGAGCCGCGUGGUGCAGCGUGUGUGCCGAGGAACAGAGACCCGGCUGGCGUGGCGAGCCCUUCAGGAACACACGGGGGAGGGUGUGACGAUUGUGAACCAGGUAAGCAGUAUGCAUUGCACGGCCUGUAGAGUUACUUGAAAUACAGGAAUAUCAAUAAUUUAUGGAACAAAAAUUACAAUGAAUAUAUUUAUUGGACAACAAAUUUCCCUGGGCGUGUAAAGUGUAAGUAUACUGGAAAAGUGCAGAUCAUGGACACAAGUAACGUGUGACGGAAGCAUAACAUUUGCAGCAUUGACAAACAGAGACCGCAAAUAACAGAUCAUAUUCUCAAAAGUGACUGAAAGGACCUUGAAAUAAAACGAUUGGGCAACAUUUAUUUUUCGAACUGUCAUUGGGAAAUAAGUGCCGGAUUACAAAUGUUCAAUGGAGACUCGAAUCUCACUUCCUGCGGAAACUCAACUCAGUAAUUACUUGGUACGAUCUGCCCAGAGUCACCUCAGCCGAGCAGCGCUGUAACGAGGCACUGACAGCAGCGUCAGUACGGGCAGGCAAGCAUCCUUCACUGCCUUCAGCACGGCCGGCAUGAGCCAGCAGCUGGGCUCCCUCGCCAUGCUGAGUGCCAGCAUCAUGCUCGCCUCGCUUCUCAUCCUGCUGGUGGCCAACCCCGGAUCAGCGGACCCUAACCCAGAUCCCGCCCGGGGCAAAGCCAAGAAGGAAGGAGGGAACUGGACGCCCCCUGAGUUCGACGAGACCCUGCCCAACGGCGUCACUGUGAUGGAGGGAGAGACGGCGAUACUGCCCUGCGUGGUGACUAAGCUGCGGGGCCGAUCGGUAUCGUGGAUUAGACAAAGCGACCUGCACGUCAUAUCUGCCAAUCAACUUAUAUUUACGUCAGACGACCGCUUCAAGGUGAGGAUGGACAACGAGACCUCCUCCUUCGAGCUGGAGGUGCGCACCGCCCUCACCAACGACUCAGGUGUGUACGAGUGCCAGGUGAACACGCGGCCCAAGCUGUCCCGGCCCGUCACCCUCACAGUCCAAGCCACCGGGGCCAGUAUCCACGGGCCGGCCGAGGUGUAUAUCAAGACGGGCUCCACGCUUGUGCUCACCUGCUCCGCCGCCCUCCAUCCAAACGCCCUCACCAAGGUGGACUGGGAGCACAACGACACCAAAGUCACCAUCUCGGGCCCCCGCGGUGGGGUGAGCAUCCACACGGAGGCCGGCGGGAGGGUGGUCACGUCCCGGCUGUCCGUGGUGCGCGCCGCCCCGCCCGACGCCGGCAACUACACCUGCCACCCGCACUCCGCCUUGCCCGCCACCACAACCGUCUACAUCGUCGACGAGCAGUUCCCGGCCGCUAUGCACCACGAGAGUCGAGCGGGGUUGGUGUGGUCGACCUCGCCGCUCCUCCUCCUCCUCCUGAGCGCUGCCUUCAUUGCCGUCAGAUGAUCUGUCCACCAAUCACAGCUCGCCAUUUUUGUACUUUCUGCCUUUUGUAUGGCUUUCCCUGAGUAACACCUUCGUUCACACUGUAUCUGUAAGGCGUCGAGGAGGAUAUUCAUGUUCAGAGAUGUAAUUAGCAUACGGUAUAUAUAUAUUGUCAGAGGUAUGUGUGCGUUUAAUCAUAAGUAAUACAAUGUGUUUUAAGC
Molecule: messenger RNA, 2880 nt
Organism: Eriocheir sinensis (Chinese mitten crab)
Lineage: Eukaryota; Metazoa; Arthropoda; Malacostraca; Decapoda; Varunidae
Product: hemicentin-1-like
Exons: 9
Coding region: 1814-2680 (288 amino acids)
Biological process (GO): synapse organization
Cellular component (GO): neuron projection membrane
Source: RefSeq, a predicted model, not a curated record